Cladocopium goreaui is the source of this 1148-nucleotide messenger RNA. NCBI's taxonomy places the organism in Eukaryota, Dinophyceae, Suessiales, Symbiodiniaceae. The record is from the annotation of a GenBank genome assembly.
GACACACGACUGUAAAGUCAGCCAUGGCUGCCACGAAGUCACGGAGGGCAGAUUCAAUAUCUUCAGCCAUGUCAGUCGAUUGAGUCGUUUUAAAACGCAGACCUCUGGGACAAGCCACGUUUCAGCGUUUUUAUCAUUCCUGUUCCAUCAUGUCCAGUGUACAAUUGCUUCAGGUCAUCACUGGUGCAGAUCCAAGCAAUUGUGCAGAUCCGGAGAGCAAGAGGAGGCGGAUGUCGACAAAGAGCAGAACGGAAGGAAUCGUCAUGGACAUUGGUGCCAACUUUGGGCAAAGCAGCGAACGGUACUUAGAUGCAGGUUUCCAGGUAGUGGCCGUGGAACCCAAUCCAGCAGCAGCAAAGGCAAUUCGAGAACGCCUUGGAACUUUCAUCAGCUCUGGUGAACUUGUUUUGGAGGAGACGGCCAUUUGGACCAGCUCCUCAGCGAAGUUGUACAUCAACAAAGAGGACUCUGAGUGGAGCAGUUGCUUCGAGACUGUGGGCUCCCGGUAUGAUACGGAGGCCGAGGUGGUGGAUGUGAAAUCAACAGAUCUGGGAGCUCUUUUUGGAAAGCAUGGCACUCCUUGGUAUCUGAAACUGGACACUGAGGGUGCUGAUGGUCUGAUCCUAGACCAGCUGGCCACAUUGUGGCCGAAGCCACCCUUCCUAUCCUUCGAACUGAACAGCUUGGUCUACUUGAAGCAGGCAGCAGAGCAAGGCUACCAAGACUUCAAGGUCGUCCCUCAGGGUCAUCACAAAGCAAAGCACCUUCUGGACGAACACGGAAGGCCUUUGACUCAUGCUGGCGACUUUGGAGAGGACGCCAUUGGAGUGUCAGGGAAGUCUUGGAUUAGCCAAGGGGAAGCGGUCGAGCUCUGCCGCCGUCUUUGUUUUGUUGCUCGGCAGUGUGACAACCGUGACAACUGUGACAACUGUGACAAUGAUCAACGGGCACCUCAUGCCGAGGUCCAUGAUGAGCAUGCAGAUGUACAGGGCUUUGCUGCUGGACCGCCAAGGUAUGUUGACCGUGACUUUGCCACUCUUCGAGCUUGCUUUCCAGUUGAAAGCAAGAAUGAUGAGGAAUGGUAUGACAUACAUUGUCGCCACCAAACAGCAGCAAACCGAGUCAAAAGUGAGCGCAGAGAGUUGUAG